GGCAGAGAUAACAGAAUGCCUAUAUAAAUAGAAGCAGAAACUUGUAGUCAACACAAAAUGAAGUUCGCGUUUGGAGUUCUGUUUCUCGGAGUGGCCUUUGCAGCCACCACACCUGGAGCACCUUCUGAGGACUUCAUACCCGACAACAUCAUCACCAAUGGCUACACGGCACCCGAGGGUAAAGCUCCCUACAUUGUCUUUCUCACAUUUCGCAGUGGUGACUGGAACGCUUGGUGUGGUGGCUCAAUCAUUGGCAACAACUGGGUGAUCACUGCAUCCCACUGCACCAAGCCCUACAACUCGGUGACCAUCUACUACGGUUCACUGCAGCGUAACCAGGGUCAAGUGGUGCUCACAGUGUCUGGCAACAACAACAUCAUCAAUCAUUCUAGCGAUGAUAUUGCUCUGAUACGCACUCCCCACGUCAACUUCAACAAUGCGAUCAACCGAGUCCGGCUGCCCAGUUUCAGUGAUCGGAAUAAUCGUUAUGUCAACCGAUGGACUACAGCUUGUGGCUGGGGUCGCACCACCAUAACUAACACCCCUGAUAGGCUGAUGUGCGUUGACUCUCAGGUGAUUUCCAAUGCCCAAUGCCGACGCACAUAUAAUUCCAACUGGGUGAAGGAUCAAAUAUUGUGUGUGAGCACGACUGGCGGUCGAUCCAUUUGUGCCGGAGAUUCGGGUGGACCUCUAGUCACCAGAGGCGAUAAGAUUUUAAUAGGCGUCACCAACUUUUACAAUGAAGGCGGUUGCACCACGGGAAAACCUUCGGGAUUUGCUCGUGUCACGAGCCAUUUGGACUGGAUUCGACAACACACGGGCAUUUCAUAUUAAAGAGACUUUGCUGCUUUCAAUAAAUAUAUCUCAAAAAGAAGCAACUAAGAAUUUAAACAAUUUCAUCAACCGUAGCUUAGAAUUCACACUUGCUUUUUAAUAAAGAACACCUC
Molecule: messenger RNA, 947 nt
Organism: Drosophila albomicans
Lineage: Eukaryota; Metazoa; Arthropoda; Insecta; Diptera; Drosophilidae
Product: serine protease 1-like
Exons: 1
Coding region: 58-834 (258 amino acids)
Biological process (GO): proteolysis
Molecular function (GO): serine-type endopeptidase activity
Source: RefSeq, a predicted model, not a curated record